Molecule: messenger RNA, 1139 nt
Organism: Adelges cooleyi (spruce gall adelgid)
Lineage: Eukaryota; Metazoa; Arthropoda; Insecta; Hemiptera; Adelgidae
Exons: 2
Coding region: 221-889 (222 amino acids)
Source: RefSeq, a predicted model, not a curated record
UUAUACGUGUUUCCGUCUCGCAUUCCGCUUAACAGCAUCGGACGUAAGGACGUAUAGUGCGCGCUGGUGCGAAAGACAGGUCAAAGCUGUGCAUCUGGUCGAAUCCCCGUUAAUUUAGUGUUGAUCCGGACGGUCGGACGGUCGCAAUAGAGCCAUUUAACGCGUGCCGAAGACCACAGUUUCUCUCUACGUUGUUGCUUGUCGAUGAUUUGCAGUCCGUAUGGCGAUCCUCGAUAUGAUAACUGCGUUCUGUUACAUUACCGCCGCCUGCGUCACUCGCGACAUGCAGGACCGGCGACCGGUCGGCACCGCAUCCGUCACCAGGCAGGCGGUACCUACCCCGCUUGGGUUGAGCGGCACCCCCUCCCCCAUAGGCUCCGUGCCAUCCAUCGUUCCAGGAACGGUCGCUCCCCCUGGCCGACUGGUGCCACUCCCGUUAAGCGCUAACCCGUCACCGAACAUCCGUACGCCUCCGGUUUCAGUCAACUCCAAUACCGUCUCCGCUCCCGAAAAGAAGCCAGUCCGAGAAACUUCGCCCUAUCCCACCCGGUACGACUACAUUGAUGUGGAAUCGGUCAUGAACAAUGAGAGGAUCUUGAAGGUACUGUUCAAUUGCGUCAUGAACAAAGGACCCUGUACCAGGGAAGGGUUAGAGCUCAAAAGAAUUAUUCCAGACGCUUUGCAAACAGAAUGCGCUAAAUGUAGCGAUCGUCAAAAAAAGCAAGCCGGCAAAGUCCUGGCACACUUACUGCAUUACAAACCGGACUACUGGAAAAUGUUGGUUGAAAAAUUUGAUCCAAAUAAUGUUUAUCUGAAAAAAUAUCUCGUCGACGACGAUGAUGAGAUCAAUAAUACUACGGCUAUUGUUCCCAUCAAAGCUAAAACAUAAUAAUCGAUAGUUAUGUUUGUAGAUAAUAUCCUUUUUAGGCACCUACGAUAAAUAUAUUUUAAUUAUUUUGUGUUAUUAUUGUAAAAAAAAAAGUUGUUUAAUGUACCUGUGUCACUUAUAUAUUAAAAAUUAUGUUUUUAAUACUCAAAUUUAAAAAUUUUAUAAUAUUCUUAGUAUUUAUAAAAGUUAUGUUAGAAUCAUAAUAGAAAUUUCAUAAACUCUAAAGUACUACAUUUUUACAAAACAAUAA